UCGGUAAGCGGAACCAGGCGAGAGAAAUAAAUAAAUAAAUCCGGAGACAAAGAGGCUUUUAAUCCUGAUUAAGCUUCAAUAUUUACAUCUGAUUACACCAGAGGAGAGAAAGAUGUCCAUGAGUGAGGAGCUACCAGACAUGGAGGAUCAAGAUCUGUUAGGAAUGUUGUUCCCAGAGGAGGAUCCACAGACUGAUGAUCUGUUACUCACCGAGGCAGAGAAUCUCAUCAAUGAUCUGUUUUCUAAACAGGAAAUGUGGAACAGUGCCGACACGGAGGAUUUCCUGAGCCAGCUGUUGGGCGACGAGGACGACGGUUUCACGCCCCCCUCCGCUCCGUCCUUCUCUCCGCUGGGCAGUGACAGCGGUAUUUCGGACGACCCGAGUCUGAGCCCCCACAGCGAGCCUGAGGGCGUGAUGGAGGGCGUCGCCGAGUACGUGAUGGAGUGUGUACAGGAGUGUAACGAAGCUCAGGUGGUGGAGACGGACCACUGUUACUCCUUACAGAGCGUACGCACCGAGAAACCCGACACUGACGUCUUUAUCGAUCUGGACGACGUUGACGAGGACAUGGACAACGACGACUUCUCCGAUGAGCUGCUCACUCUGGAGAACUCGACACACGACAGCAAAUCUGAACUGCAGUUCCAGUUUAAGACGAUCGAACUGACCGAAGAGGAGAAGAGACUGUUAGCCAAGGAGAACGUGACCAUCCCCACCGACAUGCCCCUCACUAAGGCUGAAGAACGAACUCUGAAGAGAGUGAGGAGGAAGAUCAGGAAUAAACAAUCGGCUCAGGAGAGCCGCAAGAAGAAGAAAGUUUAUGUGGACGGACUGGAGAGCAGGGUGGCGGUUUGCACCGCUCACAAUCAGGAUCUGCAGAAGAAGGUGGAGAUGCUGCAGAAACAGAACAUCUCUCUGUUGGAGCAGCUGAAGAAACUGCAGACCAUCGUGAAGUUGAGCACGCUGAAGGUCAGCACCACCAGCACCUGUGUGAUGGUCUUCUUGCUGUCGUUCUGUCUGAUCGUUUUCCCCUCCAUGAAUCCGUUCAGGAGCUCCGGUCAGAACGAUCUGUACACCCCGUCUACAGGAAUGUCCCGGGCUCUGCGUUCAUACCCCCCGCUGCCUAAAUCGGAGGUCAUACCCAGCUCCAACGAGGUGGUGGAAGACGAGAACAUCCUGGUGGUGGAGAAUAAUCAGAUCCUGCUCAAUCAGACGCCCGACUACCAGCAGCUCGACCAGUCCGACUCCGAGUCUGCCGUCAGCAGCAACUCCUCGUCCGAUUUCCCCAGCGGUGCCAACAAGCACGCCCACCCUCAGGCACACUCUCAAUCGGAACCGGCGGCACCCCCCGUGGUGUACGACGGUCCGAACACGCAGAAGGAGAGCUGGAUAGAGCAGACGGGUUCGGCCGUUAUCAUCCAACAGCAUCGAUCAGAUGAGAUGUAGACACACACACACACACACACACACACACUCUGAUGUAUGUAAACAUGCACUCAGACGGGACAGGGUGGAAUAUUUUGUAAAUCUGCUGUAUGUAGGCAUGUGCCAAUGAUUGAAUGUGUAAUAUGUGGCAUUAGUAGCACCUCACGGACCCCCUGGACUGCAGACAGGAGGGUGCCGAGUGUGUGGGCAGCAUUCGUGCCUAUAUUUCUGUUCUGAAGGUGGUGGGAGGUUGGAACACACCUGAUUUAUGUUUCUGGGUCAAACAAACAGUCUAAACUGGUUUUUCUAAUAUGUUUCUUACCAGAAAUAGUAAAUUUAGCAUCCAGAAUCCUGGUGUGACCAAGCUGGAGUCCUGGAAGGGUCCUAAUUUAGCAAAUCUGUGCUUAAAUUGCCAAAAUGUGAGACUCACAGGUUCCUUCAUCCACCCUCCCAGCCUCUUCUCACCAUUAACUACUGCGUACGCUUCUUCUCGUUUUUGUUUUGCACUUUCUUGCCUUAAAAUCCAUCCGUUCUUCGACACACUCUCGUCCUUGUGACUACAGAGGACGUUUACAUCAGCCUCUCAUCCCUCGGCGGGCGUGACGAUGGGGGUUUUUCCAUUUUUGAGCCAUACGAGGACGUUCAGCCAUGUAGUAAGAUAAGGAUUUUGUUCUGAAGCUCAGGAAUUCGAAUGAAAUUUCUAAUACGAUCGUUAUUCAGCCUAUAUGUAUGAUCGCCUGGUGUUGGUGGAUUAGGUUAGAGGUCUGUGUGAAAAAGGUAACACACUGUAGAUGUAAUAAUAGUACUGCCGCAUUAAUAACAUGGCAAACGCAGAGCAGUGCUUCGUUUAGUUAGCAUAAUAAAGCUCAUAUAAUAUAUAAUAAUAAUAUAUUAUUAUUUUGUUUUAUUUGUUCUUUUUUGUGAAUUUCUUUUGUUUUUAGAUCAGACUGUGUUCGUUAUACAUUAAUCCCAGCAGGCGGCGCUAAUAUACAAGUCAGUCAAUUCAGAUCAUAAUAAAUUUAAAUUUAUAUAAUCAGAUUUUUAAAUCAGCUUGAUUUAUUAGUAAAAUUCGUAAUAAUAAACCUUUUGCUGAGACAAGAUUCGUUCUUUGUGAAUAAUUGGGACAUUAUAAUGUAAACAUCUACAGAACUUGAUCACUGUAUCGAGUGUAAUAAGCGCAAUGCUGAAAUUUUAGCAUGUCACAGUUUAGUAUCAUAUAAAAUAUACCGUUUUAAAGAGAUAAAGCUUAUUUUUGUAUGUUUUAUUAUUUAUAAUUUGUUUUUUGUCCCUCAGUGAUGCAGGUCUGUAGAUCAGACUUGUGCUGUCAUUCUGCUCUCAGACCAGCAGGCGGCGCCAAUCAUGCAGAAUCUGAAGCUUCAGUCCAUUCAGUUAAUAAACAGAUUAUUAUUAUUAUUAUUAUCUGACUGAUUCUAAACUAUUUUUCAUUAUUAUUCCUACACUAGUAUGUUUACUGGUUGUAUUAUUAGUAGAAUAUUUUAUUUUUAGGCUUUUAUUAUGUUUAAUAUUCUUAUAGAAUAAAAUGAUUUUAUUUUUGACACAAGAUUUGGUCUCAUAAUCAAAAUCUGCUCAUAUUUGUACCAGUCAAGUGAGAUUAUUGAUUGGAAUGAGUGAUCGAAUAAUUGAAAGUAAACAUUACAUAAAAUCAUCUUGAUUUGUGGUGAUUUGGUGCUGAUGGUUGUUUACAUUGGCACAUGUCUAUGUAGAAAUCAGUGUAAAUAAGUAAAAUAAGGAAUUAAACCAUAACGGAUGAAUAUCUGUUCGACAGAAUCAGCAGUCAUGAUGCUUUGAUCUUUCCUGGAAUUGCUGUAAAUAAAGCUUCAUAGGUGUAGAACAGAAUAAAUGUAGAAUCUGUUAAGCCGCACUGAGCACAUUAUUAUUAUUAUUAUUAUUAUAAUUAUUAUUAUAAAUGUCUGAUUUCUGUUUCGGUCUCGUGUUGUAUUUUUUUUGCAUGCCGAUUAUUUCGUUGGUGUUUCAGCAAGAUCAGAAUUUUAUAAUCAUGUACCUGUUACUGAACAAGCUCAAUAAAAUAAAACAUUCCUUUAUUAUAAA
Molecule: messenger RNA, 3496 nt
Organism: Trichomycterus rosablanca
Lineage: Eukaryota; Metazoa; Chordata; Actinopteri; Siluriformes; Trichomycteridae
Gene: creb3l3l
Product: cAMP responsive element binding protein 3-like 3 like
Exons: 10
Coding region: 113-1447 (444 amino acids)
Biological process (GO): regulation of transcription by RNA polymerase II
Cellular component (GO): nucleus
Molecular function (GO): DNA-binding transcription factor activity, RNA polymerase II-specific; RNA polymerase II cis-regulatory region sequence-specific DNA binding
Source: RefSeq, a predicted model, not a curated record